Messenger RNA from Emericellopsis cladophorae, 1032 nucleotides. RefSeq lists its product as uncharacterized. The record is from RefSeq and is a predicted model, not a curated record. The transcript has a single exon. Lineage: Eukaryota; Fungi; Ascomycota; Sordariomycetes; Hypocreales; Bionectriaceae. The coding region runs from base 1 to 1032 and encodes 343 amino acids.
AUGACCACGAAGCGAACCACCGGUUCAUCCGACAACCCCAUCAUCAUCGAUGAUGCCACUCCAAACACCACUCCAGAUAUUUUGCCCGUUGACGACCCAGAUGCCUACUCAGACAUGGACUUGAAUGCCACACCAGAUACCACUCCGGGCACCACUCCGGGCACCACUCCGCGCACCACUUCAGGUAUCACUCCAGCUGCCACCCCGGAUGCAGACCCGACGGUAUCCGGUAGAUUGGAGGCUUCCCCAGUAGUCGACGGCCGUGUGGCUGACUUGAUACGAAAGCCACUCGACAAGACUGACCUGGACAAUGACUCGAAAAAGAAGAAGAAUUAUCUAUACCCAGUGGUCGGUACCGAAAGCCUUGUCAAGAUCGGGUGGUCCCAGGAUGCAAAAGAACGAGAAUCACAACUAAAAAGGAAGUGCGGUCUGAGGUUCGGCGACAUCCUCAACCCCGACCAGCCGCCGAUCAAACUCUAUGAAAGGGUCGAAAAGUUAGCUCACACCGAGUUCCAGGAUCAAAGACGCAAGUAUGAUUGCCGUUGUGGGACCAAGGACCACAAGGAGUAUUUCUACGUGCCGGCAGAGGUGGCAGUUAAUGCGACGCAACGAUGGACGGCCUUCUGCGAAAGAGGGCCAUGGGAUGAGCGGGGAAACCUGCUCCCAUUUUGGGAGCAAAGGCUUGGACACUACCAAAAGACGGAGGGCAGUGUUGACUGGGAUGAGUUCGUGGAUGCAACAUUUUGGGACCACGUUCUAUUCAACGUCCCGGAGGCCAGUGUUCGCAUGUGGGCACAACGAUGGCCCAUAGUAUGCCUCAUACAGACCGUCUAUCUCUUCUACAUGACCUAUCCGUCUCAGAAGGUUGCGGUGAUAUGCAUGGUUGUCAUUUUCACGAUAGUUGCUGAGCUACUUUUCGCUGAGUCUAGAUUCAUUCGCGGCUGCUGCAAGCCCUGUGUUGCCGCAUGGCGAACAACAAAAUCGAAGGCAAGCAAACACCGAGCUAGCGUUGGAGCAGAGGUCGUUGACUAG